UUUCCUUGUUAUUUAUAUUAAUAUUAGUGUAUUUCAUAUACCUAACAAUUGUAUUAAAUAUUAUUUGUUCUUUUUAAACCAUUCAUAAGAAAGUAAGAAAACGAAAGUAUAGGUCAAAGAUCAAGCAGGGGUGGGGUUGAAUAACAUUUCAUUUUUAAAUGCAUCCUUGAGGUGUAUAAUCUGUUCGUGCAGUAGUGUGAGUGAUAUCUGAAAGUUUGUUUUCUGGAAACUUGUAAUAUGCUAAGAUCAUUGUUUUUUUUUUCUUCAUAAAUGUGAUACCACACACUCAGUGCUUUUGUACCGUACGGAGAAAACGUCUCGAUUCAGCAUUCUGUGAUAGUUGUAUUAAACUUUGUGCUGUGAGCCCGUGACACGUGACAGACAUAUUUUUGCCCAAGAACAAAAAACGAAUUUUCUUUCUACAAUGGGAGGAAAGUUGACAGAGAAAGACAUGGACCAGCUGGAACAAUGGAUAGGUACAGGUCCUAAAACAUUCACACUGCUCUAUGCUAUCACAACAGAUGGAUGUAAUGCUACAACCUUCCAUCAGAAAUGUGACAACCAGGGAGCUACAGUCACGGUGCUGUAUAAUCCCCAGGGAUCGGUGUAUGGUGGAUAUGCUCCUGUCAGCUGGACCAGUAGCGGUACAUGGAUCAAUAACAACGCUGCUUUCCUGUAUCAACUGAGGUUUAACGGAAAUAAUAAAGCUACAAAGUUUACAAUAAAACCAGCAAAUUCUCAGUACACACUGCACGACGGUCAAAACUACGGUCCACUUUUCGGUGGUGGUAAUGACCUCCGCACCUUUGAAGGUACAGUAAACAGCUCUGGUACAUACUUUACCCUGAACGGCUAUAUGAAUUUAGGACACACCUACGACAAUCAGGGUAUCACAAAAGACCAGAUCAACAACGGUAACAUGAACGUUACUGAACUCGAGGUGUACAAGGUUGCAGAUGGCAAGAGACAGAAAACAGUGGAGAAAGAAUGCAGUAAACCAUGGCGAAAGACGCGAGAUUGGAACGAGCAAUUUUUAAACGAACUUACUGAAGACAUUGUAGCGUUCAAACCACUUCCGGACUUAAAGGUGACAGAUGCCCGGAUCUUGAUAAUCGGUCCUGUUGGGGCUGGGAAGUCAAGUUUCUACAAUACUAUCAACUCUGUAUUCCGGGGCCGCAUCACACAGAAAGCAUGUAGUGGUAGCGCGGAGCAGAGUCUUACAACAGCUUACACACCUUACAAGGUGAAAGUGAAAUCUGGCGCGCCACUGAACUUCCGGUUGUGUGAUACACGUGGUCUAGAGGAGUCACAAGGUUUAGAUGUUCUCGAGUGUAACUAUCUUUUGGAUGGUAACAUUCCCAAUUACUACCAGUUCAACCCGACCACACUGAUUUCUCCGAAAACCCCCGGUUUCAAGGCCAGUCCUACUACCAAUGAUGUUAUACACUGUGCGGUGUUCGUGCUGGACGCUACCACCCUCGAGGUUCUGUCAACGAAAAUCAUAGAAAAAAUGAAAGGCUUUCAAAACUUGAUGAAUCAGAAAGGAAUUCCACAGAUCAUACUACUCACUAAGAUAGACAAACUCUGUAACAAUGUCGAGAAAGAUGUUUCGUUGGUCUUUAAGAGUCCGGAAGUGGAACAGCACGUAGAAAAGGCCUCGCAACUUCUCGGACUACCACGUGCUAAUGUACUUCCGGUGAAGAACUACGAGAAUGAGAAUGAACUUGACGACAACAUAAGCAUCCUGGCAUUAUUGGCACUUCGCCAAAUUUUAUACUUUGCCGAAGAUUUUCUAGAUCAUAUGUUGGAUAAAAAGAACGAUGAACAGUCAGAAAUGGAAAAACUGAAGCUUGAAAACUAAGUAACAAAGACUUUAAAACUUGGGGAAUUAUAAAUAUGCAAACUCAUAAUCAGAAAUUAAAGCAAGCUUUGGACAUAACUGACAAGUACAAUUAAGACUUGAUUAUGAAGACAUAUAAUACGUUUACAUGGCUGCGCCGGAGUAUUUUUAUUAUAUUAUCGAGCAGCGUUUGUGUAUAAAAAAAAAACAAUGCUUAAUAGAGAUGUUAUUUCUGAAUACUAUGACCAGAGUUACUAGUAAAUGGACAAAUCUAGUGCCACUUUACACUGUGUGUUCCAUGUUUACAUAAAGGAUUUGUCCAUCUACUAGAAUUGCUUUUGUCCAAAAGGAAUCAGGUAGUGAUCGGAGAAUAGUGGUUAAAACAGUUUUUCUCUAAAG
Messenger RNA from Mercenaria mercenaria, 2239 nucleotides. Its product is annotated as interferon-induced protein 44-like. Bases 425 to 1861 code for a protein of 478 amino acids. NCBI's taxonomy places the organism in Eukaryota, Metazoa, Mollusca, Bivalvia, Venerida, Veneridae. The transcript is spliced from 8 exons. The record is from RefSeq and is a predicted model, not a curated record.